This is a messenger RNA of Carassius auratus (goldfish), 809 nucleotides long. RefSeq lists its product as uncharacterized. Bases 45 to 782 code for a protein of 245 amino acids. The record is from RefSeq and is a predicted model, not a curated record. The transcript has 3 exons. NCBI's taxonomy places the organism in Eukaryota, Metazoa, Chordata, Actinopteri, Cypriniformes, Cyprinidae.
AGAAUGUGUCACCACCUGAGGGCAGUUUGGUCUCUUCCUCCAUUAUGCCAUGUGCAGAGAGUGCCACCUCCUCCAGCCUGGACUCAUCCACACCUCCUCAAAACUCAGCCUUGAGGACGUUUGACCCUCUGAACUCAACAGAAAACACACCAGUCAGGAGUGAGUCCAGUCUGGCCAAAAGUGUAAAUCCUGUCCUUGGGGACUCCAUGAGACCACAUGUUGAGAAUGAAGCGGAGACAUCAAUAAUCAAACCCGCAGAGCAACCAUUGAAGACACCUGUUCCUGUAAAGGACAUAACAGAAAAACAUAUCGUCAUACCUGUAGAGGAACCACUGAAGACACAUGCAGACACUCCUAAAACAGAUAUAGUGGAGAAACCUACAGAAAAACCUGUAGAGGAUCCAAUGAAGACACCUACAGAUGUUCCUGUAGAGAACAUAGUGGUAAAACCUGAAGAAGAAUCACUGAAGACAUACACAGAGACUCUGGUGGAUGGAGCUUCAACAGAUCAAACACAAUCCAGUGGAUCACUGCAGGAGAAUACAGUCAAAACUCCACAUGAGAACCCAGCAAAGCCUUUAGAGAAUAAAGAAGACAACACAGUUGAACAAGUCACAAUAGCACAAGCCCCUGUAGUAGAGGCUCCACUCCAACCAAGUGAUCAUGGGGAACUUUCACUAGUAUCUGCUCUGGAAACUCCAACUACAGAGCUGACCGAAGAACCCUCUGAGGUAGCCCCAGAAGAGCACAAUAGACUGAACAGUGAAGCUGAAUUGAAGUAAGUCAUUUAUAAGACACCUUCAUUAAGA